UGAUCGUACUUUAUCCGUCGGCAGUUCGCCGUUCAUGGAUGAAUUGAUACGAUGACAGGUUCUUCCCUGGGUGCGUUAGGAGGGAAGGUCGUGUUGGCGUCCUCGAGCGACGAGGCUCAGCCGCCGCGAAACAUCAUCGACGGCAACGCCGAGACGUUCUGGAUGUCCACCGGGAUGUUCCCGCAGGAGUUCAUCGUCCGCCUGGCUGAGACCACGGGCAUCGACCAAGUGACGAUAGACAGCUAUAACGUUAAGAGUCUGAAGAUAGAAACAAACACAUUGGAUACCUUUCAAGACUUUCAAUCUGUCGCAGAAACAGAAUUUGAACAAACCGAAGGUCAACUGCAAUCAAAUGCUAUUUCACUAAAAGGAACCACUGCUUCCCAUCUGCGGUUCAUCAUCACCUCGGGAUACGAUCCUUUUGUCUCAGUGCACAGGGUCAGCAUUCAGACCUAGUCUUCCAGGGCCCAGCACUGGCAAGAUGUCCUUUUCCAAAGUGUAUAGGGGCCAGUUCAGUUAUAUUUUUGUAAUUGUCAAUGGCAUGGCCAAGUGUGUCACAUUGUGUCAAGCUUUUAAGGAAAUUACUUUACAGACAGUCAGUUUGGAGAACUAGCAUAAUACAUGUUGUAUGUCUUUAGUUUAAUUAUCUUGGAAAUGCAGCCUGAGUUAAAUGGAUUAAAUCAGUUAAAUCAGC
Messenger RNA from Gadus macrocephalus (Pacific cod), 694 nucleotides. It is a transcript of the gene hspb11, whose product is annotated as heat shock protein, alpha-crystallin-related, b11. Bases 52 to 456 code for a protein of 134 amino acids. NCBI's taxonomy places the organism in Eukaryota, Metazoa, Chordata, Actinopteri, Gadiformes, Gadidae. Gene Ontology annotation, cellular component: centrosome; cilium; intraciliary transport particle B. The record is from RefSeq and is a predicted model, not a curated record. Gene Ontology annotation, biological process: intraciliary transport. The transcript is spliced from 5 exons.